This is a messenger RNA of Grus americana (Whooping crane), 1863 nucleotides long. It is a transcript of the gene DPAGT1, whose product is annotated as dolichyl-phosphate N-acetylglucosaminephosphotransferase 1. The coding region runs from base 108 to 1328 and encodes 406 amino acids. Gene Ontology annotation, cellular component: membrane. Gene Ontology annotation, biological process: dolichol-linked oligosaccharide biosynthetic process; protein N-linked glycosylation. Gene Ontology annotation, molecular function: UDP-N-acetylglucosamine-dolichyl-phosphate N-acetylglucosaminephosphotransferase activity. The record is from RefSeq and is a predicted model, not a curated record. The transcript has 9 exons. Lineage: Eukaryota; Metazoa; Chordata; Aves; Gruiformes; Gruidae.
UUCUCUAUAGCGUCCGGCUGGAAACGCGCGGCGGGAGGCGUUGGUGGGCGGCGCUCCGCGCCCGGCCCCGCUCGGUGCCCUUGGCAGGGGCAGUGCCCGCCGUGGCCAUGGCGGCCUGGCCCGCCGUACCCCUCCUCAUCAACCUCGGCGGGUCGCUGCUGGGCCUUGUGGCCACGCUCACGCUGAUCCCGGCCUUCAAGGACCACUUCCUCGCCGCGCGGCUCUUCGGCGAAGACCUCAACAAGGCCUCUCGGCGGCCCGUCCCCGAAGCGCAGGGCGUGAUCAGCGGGGCCGUGUUCCUGAUCAUCCUCUUCUGCUUCAUCCCCGUGCCCUUCCUGAGGUGCUUCGUGGAGGAGCAGUGCGCGGCAUUUCCUUACGACGAGUUUGUGGAGCUCAUCGGUUCGCUCCUCGCCAUCUGCUGCAUGAUUUUCCUGGGCUUUGCAGAUGACGUUCUGAAUCUGCGCUGGCGCCACAAGCUCCUUCUUCCUACCAUGGCCUCCCUCCCGCUGCUCAUGGUUUACUUCACCAACUUUGGGAACACGACCAUCGUGGUGCCUAAGCCCUUCCGGGUGCUGCUGGGCAUGCGCUUGGACCUGGGUAUCCUCUACUACGUCUACAUGGGCAUGCUAGCAGUGUUCUGCACUAACGCCAUCAACAUUCUCGCUGGAAUUAAUGGAAUCGAAGCAGGGCAGUCGCUGGUGAUAGCCGCUUCCAUUAUCAUCUUCAACAUCGUAGAGUUAAACGGGGAUUAUCGAGAUGAUCACAUUUUUUCUCUCUACUUCAUGAUUCCCUUUUUUUUUACCACGCUGGGGCUGUUUUACCACAACUGGUACCCAUCUCGAGUGUUUGUCGGGGACACCUUCUGCUACUUUGCCGGCAUGACCUUCGCCGUGGUGGGGAUCUUGGGGCACUUCAGCAAAACGAUGCUGCUUUUUUUCAUCCCGCAAGUGCUCAACUUCCUCUACUCGUUGCCUCAACUCUUCCACGUCAUUCCUUGUCCCCGCCACCGGCUGCCAAGGCUCAACCCUAGUACAGGGAAGUUGGAGAUGAGCUACUCCAAAUUCAAAACUAAGAGCCUCUCUGCCCUGGGAACAAACAUUCUGAAGGCAGUCAAGAUCUUGCACGUAGUAGAUGUGAGGAGUGGAACGGAUGAAGAUGGUGAAUACACAGAGUGCAAUAAUAUGACUCUUAUUAACUUUGUUAUAAAGCUGAUUGGACCCACCCACGAGCGAAAUCUCACUCUCCUGUUGCUACUCAUUCAGGUCCUGGGCAGCGCGAUUGCGUUUUCAAUCCGGUACCAACUAGUGCGCUUGUUUUAUGACGUCUGACUGGGCUGUCGAGAGCAGGGGAAAGAGUUGUACCCGCCAGUCAGUUUUCUCCAGUUGCUGACCAAAUGAUUCAACUGAUCUUACUCCGGCCCCCCAAGAACCUCAGGACACCUGUCAAAAUGCAAGCAACUACUCUGCGUGGGCGAGUCUUGAACCGUAAUAGUCUUUUUUUUUUUUUUUUUUGCGCACAGAAGGCUUUUGUCCGGUUCCGCUGACAGAAAAGAUUUGCUGCUACUUGGACAUCAUUAUUAGUGGGAAUACCUUUCAGAGGGGAAGUAAAUGACCCUAAUGUUUACUCACAGCACUUGGGGAAAGUGGGAAAGAUGAAACCUCUAUACAUCUAACAAGCACAUUACGGUUCCCUGAGAGAGGAAACAGGAACUUCGGUUUCUGUGAGACUCUGUACAGCAGAACAAGAAAACCAGAAUCCUCUCUGGCUUCUCCAGUCCUGUCUUUGGCCCGCGAACAUAAGAGUAGCAUGUUAUAAACCAUACCCAAACCUCAGAGCGCUCUGAGAAUAAAAUAACUCAUGGUA